Topomyia yanbarensis is the source of this 689-nucleotide messenger RNA. RefSeq lists its product as uncharacterized. The record is from RefSeq and is a predicted model, not a curated record. The transcript is spliced from 2 exons. Lineage: Eukaryota; Metazoa; Arthropoda; Insecta; Diptera; Culicidae. The coding region runs from base 130 to 687 and encodes 185 amino acids.
GGUGCGGUGAAAGGUGUCGUCAUUGUUUAGUUUGUGUUCAUUUGUUGAAGCUGUUGAAGUGUUUUUUUCCAUUCCUGAGGUUCUGUCGGUUUGCAAGUUGUGCUCGUGAUAUUUGGCUCGGGAAGUGUAAUGAAGAAUUAUGCACACCUAAACCUGUUGGCCGUGCUCGGCAUUAUUUCGCUACCUUCCGUCAUCGGCUAUGGCUAUAGCUAUUCGAGCCUGCGUCAUCACUUUCCCUACGAGGACGAAAUCAAUCAGGAUGACAGCCUCUCACUCGGUUCCGAGAGUGACGAAAUCCAUCAGAACUGUGUCAUCACUGCAACCCGCUCGGAGAAGAAGCACGCCUAUGCGGUGCCAGUUUAUCAGAAAAUCGGUGUCCCCGUACCUCAUCCGGUCCCGGUGGCCGUUCCACAGUAUGUGAAGGUGAACAUUCCUCAGCCAUAUCCUGUGCAGGUCAACGUGGAGCAGCACAUCAAGGUACCGGUGUAUCGGAUAGUGCCGAAAAUUAUUGAACGUCCCGUGCCAUAUACGGUGGAGAAGUCCUACCCGGUUGAGGUGGAGAAACCUUUCCCGGUGGAGGUACUGAAGAAGAUUGAAAUCCCCGUACCGAAGCCAUAUCCAGUGCCGGUGCCCGUUUAUCGGCACGUUACCCACAAAGAGAAAACGCAUCGAAGCUGGCGGUAUUAGGA